GGCCCUUUGAGUUUCGUUCCAGCUCCGAUCCUUCUCCCUUUCUGGUCGAACGGAGGAGGCCGGAGAUCGGGACGGCGCCGCCGUGAAGAUCACCGGAAGUGGUACGGUCGAGCGUCGCCGCCGUCGUUCUGGGGGUGCCGGUUGUCUCCAGCUUCUUGUCGUUCUCAGGAGCCCCAGUACCAGGAUGAGAGAUAAUAUGGAACCAGAGGAUGCAAGCAAGGAGAUGGCAGAAGAAUGUGACGAUGCCCAUCUUCACCACUCAAUACACAAUCUCCCGAAAAACUUCGAUUUUAAAGUGGGGAUGGUCUUUUCAAGUGAACUCAAAGCAUAUCAUACAUAUGUGGCAUAUGCAUUACGUAAGGGAUUUGGAGUUCGGAAGGGUAAAAAAGCUAGAAAUUCCAAAGGAGAAAUCACUCGGCGUACAUUUCUGUGUAAUUGUGAGGGUUUCUCUUGCACUCCACCCGACCAGCAAAAAAAGAUGGAAAGGACUGAGAAUAGGUGUGGUUGUCUUGCACAUAUUCGAUUUAAGGUUGAAAAUGGCGUUCAUGAAGUCAUAGAGUACAUGUCUGAGCAUAACCAUGCAUUUCUUCCGGAAAAUCAAAGGCACUUGAUCAGAUGUGGAAGGAUGAUUUCUGAUCCAAGUAAAGGUGUCUUAGCUGACAUGGCGAAAGCUGGUAUUGUAAAUUUCAGUUCAUUUAACUUUUUGGAAAAUGAAGAUGGAGGAAGUAGAAAUAUGGGGUUUAGUUUGCGUGGUAGCCAUAAUUUCUUGCAAACUCAAAGAUCAAGUAUCGUGAGGGGGGAGGAUUGGCAAACUCUCUUGAAUCAUUUCACGUGCAUGCAGAUGCAAAAUCCCAUCUUUUUCUAUGCUGUACAGAUAGAUCAAGAUGGUAGAUUGACCAACUUAUUUUGGAGAGAUAGUUUGUCUAAAUUUGAUUAUGAUUGUUUUGGUGACGUGGUGAUGUUUGAUACCACAUAUCGCGUUAGCAAAUAUAACAUGAUAUGUGCACCUUUUGUUGGGGUUAAUCAUCAUUGGAGGAAUACCUCAUUUGGGUGUGCUCUCUUGUUAGAUGAGACGGUAAAUUCAUUUAUAUGGCUAUUUGAGACAUUUUUGGAGGCAAUGGGAAAUAGGGCACCCAAAACGAUUUUCACUGACCAAGAUCAAGCUAUGGAAAAAGCUGUUGAAAAGGUGUUUUUGAAUGCACAGCAUCGUGUAUGCACAUCACACAUUGCAAAACAUGCUGCUGUAAACAUCCCCAAUCUUUAUGAGAAGCCUGAGUUUAGGGACAGAUAUUUCUCAAAACUACUAUAUAGAUGUGAAACAGAGUCUGUAUUCGAAUCCACUUGGAAGGAAAUGGAAGAGGAAUGGGGCACUAAGGACAAUUCUUGGCUUAACAGACUAUAUGAAUCGAGAAAUAAAUGGAGUGCGGUCUUUGCUCGUGGUAUAUAUUCAUGUGGUAUUGGAUCAACUGAAAGGAGUGAGAACACAAAUAAUAUCUUCCGGCUAAUGCCUGCUAAUAGUAUGAACCUUAUCGGAUUUGUCCACCACUAUGAACAACAGGUGAAAUAUAUGAGGGAGAUUGAAGUUCGAGAUGAUCACAAUUCUCGAGGUAAGCCAAAAUUGCUUGUGUCAAAUAAUGAGAUUUUGACACAUGCCGCUUUGGCGUACACUCACACCAUAUUUUCCAAGUUUAAUGAGGAAUUUUUGCAAAGUAUGUCGGAACGAGUUUUGCGUUGUACUUCUGAUGGGGUAGUCUCUGAAUACACUUUAGUCUGCCAUGGGGUUCAUGGGGAAAAUGUUGUGAGAUAUGAUUCUGCUAAUUUUUCCGUCUCUUGUGGAUGUAAAUUAUUUGAAUCAAAUGGGUGGUUGUGCCGUCAUGCUUUGUAUGUACUCAACGGGAACAUUAUGGUUACAAAAAUCCCAUCUGCUUAUGUUUUGAAGAGAUGGACUAAGGGUGCCAAGGAUUGUAAUGUGGAUAAUGACUCUCCACAAGUGUCACCAUGUUCAUCAAAGAUGAGUCGUUAUUCUACAUUGAUGCAAAAAGCUUUUGCUAUUAUGAACUCGGGUGCUGAAGAUGAAAAUACAAUGAGAAUUGCAAUGCGAAAUUUGGACAAGACGAUGGAGGAAAUUCUAGGGCACAAAUCCAAUCUUUUGACAAAAGAUGGUGAAGAUAACAGCGAUAAGGUUGUGAAUGGUAAUGAGGUUUCUUACUCCGUUAGUGAAACGUCAAUAUCAGAUCACGCUCCAAGGAAAGCGAAGGGAGUAAGGGGUGAUGGGGUCGAGAUUGAGUCAAAGAAAAAACAAAAGAAAUCAUCGAAAGGAGCAACCUCAACCGCAAUUCAAAGUCGAGAGCUGGUUGUUAGCGCUACUCUGGAUGAAGCCCAUUUACCAACUCAUUUGUCACAUUCACGUCAGCAGUCAAGUUUUUCGCCUUGCAAUUUUGGGGGUCCAACUACAAAUCCAAGUCUCAAUAAUGGGAUGUCUGAAUAUCGCAACACAGCAUAUGCAGGUGUACUGAGUCAGAAUUUAUGCUACAAUUUUUCUCUUUUGCAGGGAUCAUCAAAUUCUUAUCAGUAUCCUGGCAGAAACGUAGCCAAUGAAUCUGAAGGAACUAACAUGGAAGGGUUACAAGGUUGAUUAAUCCAUCGCUAGAGGCAGAGUAAAUAUGGUUUUGCGGUAUGGAAGAUCCAACUUCGAUACAUGUCUGGUGUACCUCAAGACAAUUUAGAUCAAAUUUGUGCAUGGAAUGUUGAUUGUAUAUAUCAGUAGUAUGUAUACUGGUUUAUCUUCACAUGUUGUUGAGUAUAUUACUGUAGACUCUCUGUCACUGUGUCAUCCCUAUUUUGAGUGCUUCACAGGGAUCCUACGCUUUAUAAUCUUUUUUUGGUCAUCCUAUGUUACACUGACACUCCCUUGGGGAAUCUAAAUGUAAGAGAGAUUAGUUACACAAA
This is a messenger RNA of Syzygium oleosum, 2949 nucleotides long. Its product is annotated as protein FAR1-RELATED SEQUENCE 5-like. Gene Ontology annotation, molecular function: zinc ion binding. The transcript has 6 exons. The record is from RefSeq and is a predicted model, not a curated record. Gene Ontology annotation, biological process: regulation of DNA-templated transcription. Bases 185 to 2635 code for a protein of 816 amino acids. NCBI's taxonomy places the organism in Eukaryota, Viridiplantae, Streptophyta, Magnoliopsida, Myrtales, Myrtaceae.